This is a messenger RNA of Acaulospora morrowiae, 3591 nucleotides long. The record is from the annotation of a GenBank genome assembly. Lineage: Eukaryota; Fungi; Glomeromycota; Glomeromycetes; Diversisporales; Acaulosporaceae.
AUGUCUUCUAUCAAUGCCAUAGAGAGCGACCUUGACGAGCAACGUCAAGCUGCUUUCCUCCAGCUAAGACCUUUAUGUGUCUCUCUCAUGACCUCCAUUAUAACCUCUCACGAAAAAGUUCAAGAUAUCAUUCAAACCAUUAACAGUUUGCAUUCAACCCUUGAAGCCAUACCCGAAGCCUCCAAGGUCCUCGACUUUAAUUUAAUCAAGUAUGUUUUUUUCCCUUUGUCGAAUCUUUACAACAAUCCGGCUCUAAGAGAGAGCGAUAGGUUUCUUGAGGGAUUUCUAAACUGUAUUCAGUUUUUAUUGUCCACAAGCUGGCAUAACUACAUGAUGCCAGAUCAAUUCAAGCAGCUAUUAAUUUUACUUGUUAGCAUCAUUGGAGGCUCGUUUUCUUCUGGAUCAAAAGACACCAAAGGAGAUCAGACUAAUUCAAAAUUCUCCAUUUCGGAAGAAACAAAACUUGUUGGAGUUAGAUGUAUUCUUGCUCUAUUACCACGACAAUUGGAAUACGAUGAAACAAAUGAUAUCAACAAUUUUCAGUUACCAAUACGUCGCGAAUUACUUUUAAUAGAACUUCGCGACACGAAACUAAGAGCGGUCGUAGGUCGUUGCGUGUAUGUGUUGCUCGAGAUUAUUUCAAACGAACGCUUCCUUCAACUGAGGAUAGCGUCUAUAGAGACGUUACAACAACUGACCGUGUGCAUUGACGAUCCAGGAAUUGUGGCAGCGUUUUUGCCUGGAGUAUUAAGCACGUUGAGUAAGGUUAUAAUCAGGGAUCAAAAAGAAAACCACAUGCUUUUGGUAAAAAUAGUUGAGUCCUUAGCCACUAUUGUUUACACUGUCAUGAACGACAAAGUAAACGAAGGUCUGUUUUAUAAAUCAGACUCCUUGAACGAUUUAAAAGAUGUCUUGAUGAGUUCGGAUAGUUUUCACAAUAAUAGCAGUCUCUCAUCAUUUGAAACAAGGAGCACUUUACAAGCAUCCUUGUCUGCACCUCCGCCCAUGACACCAGCAACUAUUUAUGUGGAAAGAACAAAAUCGUGGCUUAGGGCAACCAAAAUGCAAAUUAAAAUUCUAAUUGGACAAAUAUUUACAAUUCGCAAUCAUUAUUCAUGGCAGCUUCGACUAGCAUUCGUAGAAUUUACAUACAAACUACUUUCUCAUUGUAUCAAUUCAUUGGACAACUGUACACCAUUAUUAAUUGAAACCCUAGUAUUCUACCUGAAUGAUGAUUACGAACAAGUUUCAAUACCAUGUAAAAAGUAUUUGAAGGAAUUGCGUGUGCAUCCAAAUUUCAGUGAAAUUUUGACACCAAACUUAAAAGAAGGUUUAAGUUCUUGGCUCACAUCCUUACCAAGGUACUUGGUCGGUCUCGAUGAAAAUGCAAAAUACAAUGCAUUAACAUUAAUCGCUGGCUUUAUCUUUCUAUUGGGAUCGGAUGUACAAACAGUCUUGAACAAUUUAUUGCAUAAAGUUUCUGAUGGAUUGCUAAAUGCUCUGGAAUUCGACACCGGGGAUGUUCGUAUCGUGGAAGAUCAGCUUCUCAUCGGACAGUAUGAAGAUCUCGCGAAUGAUCAUCUUGUCCUGGAAAAUUUCCAUGCAUCUGACCGUUUGCUUCCACCAUUCCCUCAAGUUAAAUAUAAACACAUACGCGAGCGACGUGUAACAUCUACUAUAUCGACGGUUGUUCGUUUAAUUGGAUACUUUGGAAAGAUCGAAUUCUUGAUUGAACAUUUUCUCACAUACUUGCGGGAUCCUGAUUCCAAAAAAUUUCAUGCACAAUGCAUCUUCAUCGUAAAUGAAAUAUUGCUAGGGGCAUCCGGAAUAAAUCUCAAUUUUGAAUAUUUGGAGAUGGUAAACCCUACUAAUUCCGCGAACGAGGUUAAAAGAAUCGCAAGAUCAUUAUUAAGGGAAUAUAUGGAAACGGAUUCCGCAUGUGAACGUGUAGAGGAGUUCGAGUCAAAAUCUUUGGUUAAAUCAAAUAAGGGUAAAAGAGUGGAACCGAAUCUGAUCAACGAAUAUACUGGAAAAUCGACAAGAAUGGAAAAUAUUGAAUCACAAAAUCGAUCUAUUUUAAUUAAAUGCUUUACACUGGAAGGAAUUGCACACAUAUCUCGUGUAAUGACCGUGGAAUUUAAGGUAGAAUUGACAGAUGCUCUAUAUCCCAUUCUUGAAAAAAUGGGCGAAACUAAUAGUCGGAUACACAACACUGCAGAUACUGCGCUUCAUCAUGUUUCAGUAUGCUGCGGCUAUUCGUCAAAAAAAGCAUUGGUGCUUGAAAAUAUUGAUUAUCUUAUUAACACUGUUUCUAGAAAAUUGAAUCAUAUCACCCCAAACCCUCAAACUCCGCAAGUACUCACGGCAAUGAUCCGCGUAGUUGGACACCCCGUGAUUCCUUAUUUAGAUGAUUCGAUAGAAGAAAUAUUUGACGCGUUAGACACUCACCAUAUGAAAUUUCAUUUAUUAUGCCAGUUGACAAUUGUUUUAUUUGCUGUAAUCAGUGCCAUCGCCGAGCCUCACGAAAAGGAGCAUGAUGAAAACCAUUCUAAUGAAAAUAUUGUUAUCGAGGAAGACAAUUGUGUGAAUCCACCUAAGCAGGUCACUGCUGGAAUGUCUAAAGAGAUUUCUGAAUUCAUUGAAAGUUAUUCUCUACAGGACACACAAACCAAUUUGCCAAAAGAAUAUGCGACAUUAGAAGAAAUAGGACAGUAUUUUCUGAACAUUCAUAAAUCGAAAGAAAAGGCAGAGGUCGAUGAUAUUCCUGAGCAUGAAGCUGACCCCGAAACUAUUUAUCCUAAUGAAGAAACAUCCGAUAAAAAGGCCAAACCGACACGAUCACAAUCAAUUUGUCUCAAAAUAAUUGACAAAGUUCUCCAUUCUCUUACAUCUGCAUCUCCACAAUUGCGUUUUCUGGUGUUGGAUAUAAUACGCACUGCCCUACCUGUACUACAGCCUAUUUCCAAUGAACUCUAUCCCUUGGUUCAUAGGAUAUGGCCUUCUGUAGUUAACAGGUUGAAGGAUGAGGAACAGUUUGUGGUUUUAGGUGCAGCGCGACUUAUACAGGGUAUUGCCAUUUCAUGUGGAGAUUUUUUCACCAGUCGAGUAGUUCAGGAUGUGUGGCCAUCUUUUCAAGACUUGCUCUUACAGCAAGCAACAAACGAUAAAGAAUAUUCAGAUUUAAUGAAUUACGAAUUUUCACGAUCACAUAGAAUAAAAAAAGCGAUUUUGGAGACAAUGAAAGUGGUAGUACAUCGCGUUCUGCUAUCCAAUCAAGUGAUUUCGCAAAUUAUUGAUACAAUGUGGCCAUUUUUGAGUGAUGAGGUUCACGAGGAUCUUCAAAAAAUAGCUCUAGAAUUAUUCAGAGAAUUAGCGCAUAGAGAUGCCAAUACUACUUGGCUUGUCCUCAGAGGUUUAGUUGAAGAUUAUACCUUAUUGGUUUUUGAAAAUAAAUCCGAUUAUAACGACAAUAAUGGCGAGUCUAUGUUAGAAGAUAUUACUUGGCCAAAAUAUUUGUGUAGAUUUCCGGAAGGUGGGAAAAAAGAUCAAUAUACACGUAACGCCAGGAUAUUGCUUGAUGAAAUAGAAUGA